Lentinula edodes (shiitake mushroom) is the source of this 3165-nucleotide messenger RNA. Its product is annotated as kinase-like domain-containing protein. Lineage: Eukaryota; Fungi; Basidiomycota; Agaricomycetes; Agaricales; Omphalotaceae. The coding region runs from base 1 to 3165 and encodes 1054 amino acids. Gene Ontology annotation, biological process: phosphatidylinositol-mediated signaling; phosphatidylinositol phosphate biosynthetic process. Gene Ontology annotation, molecular function: 1-phosphatidylinositol 4-kinase activity. The transcript has 13 exons. The record is from RefSeq and is a predicted model, not a curated record. Gene Ontology annotation, cellular component: membrane; cytoplasm.
AUGAGCCAUGCAUUACUGCUUCGACUUUUCCUAACGCCAUCCUUCUUCACUGUCCAUGUCGCUCUUCAAUAUCUUACUGUCUAUGCUGAUAACAUUGGCAUCACGUAUUAUAUUACUCGCAGGCUCAGUGAGCUCGAUAUAGCUGAGUUACGCGACGUUUGGGGCUUUGUCUGUCAUCUUCUACUUACCAGACCAUCCAAGUCUAGAGCACUGGAAUGCUUUGUCGUCGAAAUUGCCCAGAAAUCCACUCAUAUUGCCAUGAUCACUCUGUGGUUCAUGCAGGCUGCAUUGAAGGACUUGUCCGCAUCGCCUCAUGAUUCUCCAUCGUUUAUCAUAUGCCAGCGCGUCCUUCACAAGUGCCAUGAAAUCAUAUUUGGUGAUUUGCCUCCGCCAACAACCCCAUAUUCAACCAUCAACCUUCCGUUUCGCUCUCUAUUUCCGCGCAAGAAAAUCAGGCCCCAUGCGGAACCAGCAAUCAUCGGUAUGGGCUUGGUUCUCGCCGGCGUGCCUGCUAUGCCACGGCUGACGGAGAUCAUGGGUGAAGUGGCCAUUGAGCAGGGCCGAGCGGAGGACAAGGCGACGGUAGAGGUGAAAAGAAGCGUAGAGUCGGAUGAUGAUGAUAUGGCUGUAGCACCCAGUCGGAUCAAAAGUUCAGUUUCCAUGGAUGAGGAGCCUGAACCAGAGAGUAAUGAAGACAGUCCACCAUCUCCCGAUUCAGCAUCAUCAGAGCCCGCAAUAUUGACUCGUCGACGUGCAAUGGGCCCUGCCCAAACCGUCCCAGCCCUUCCGCUGCAUCUUCGCGGUUUACAGCGGUCUCGUCGAUCCGAGGACCCCUUGGGUCAGCUUGAUGCUGAACACAAAGAAACUGUCACUCCCUACCAAUCCUCCCCAUCCAUCUCUUCUGCUCGCCCUCCCCUUAGAACCGCUUCGCAUAGUUAUGCAGACACUUUAUUGCAAACCUACGACACCUCAUCUCAAACACAUCUAUUGAAAGGUCAUUACUGUCGCUCUGAGGUUCAAUUCAUUCUCUCCCUUGAAAACAUAUCCGAACGGUUACUGGUCGUACCGAGGCCUGCUCGAGUCAGCGCCCUCAGAGCGGAGUUGACUUCUCUCAAUCACAAACUACCAGCGGAGGUGGUAUGUAUGCCGCUGUGGUGUACAUCAUCCGACUCACCCCCUGGUUCUCAAUUAUCUCAUCCUCAUCAUCGUAUCGUACGGAUCCCACCGGGCGAAAGCGUCGUCCUCAAUUCCGCUGAACGAGCACCGUAUCUCCUCUACAUCGAAAUCCUCAACGAUGACCUCGACUUUGACCCGCAGAAACGGAUAAACAAGGACGUUUUGAAAAAAAUUGUUCUACGCGAAGAUCAGCGAGCACCCGGGCCCAGGGACCUCAACCCAUUUACUCCCCUCCUACCAUUUCAACAGCACAAAGCCAAAUCUGAAUCAUUCCAAGAGUCCGAUGUUUACGACGGAUCUUCCGUUCUCCUCGGGAAUUCAUUAGCUGCUACUCCUCCUACGCCUACAACUCCUAAUGAUGAUGAAGAGAUGGAUCUGGUCGAGCAAUUAUAUGGUCCUGGCCAAUCUCUUUUAUCUCAAAAAAUAGAUCUUUCAGAAUCAAUUGUCCUCCCACCUCCCCCGAAAAAUAAAGACCUCGACAGAGUAGCUUGGUCCCGACCCUCGUCUGUGCAUGCCUCUCCGAGUCUAGACAAUAUCGACAGGCAUACACCGAGAAUACCACCUCCCUUGAACCUCCACUUAGACAACACCAUCUCACAGCCUUCACCACUCCCUGUUGAGACUCCCUAUUCAAUCUCCCUCGACGAAUAUUCUGAAAGAAUGCGGACAGCCGCAAUCAUGCUCGCACAGUUGAACGCUAACCUCGUCAGAGAACCCACGAACGGCUCCGCUGUUCCAGACGGCGCGCAUUCUAGUGGUCCAUUAAGCUGGAUUCCCGGCUCCAGCUGGCUCUCCAACUCCAACGAGCCACCAAAAACCGCGCCACAUCUCACAGGAAGAGGAACAGGUUCUCAGGACUUCGGAAAACCACAACCAAGUCGGAUGCGACUGCAAGCCUCUGAAGCCUCAGCUAUUCGAGAUCGAAUCAUGCAGGAGAUGCUGGCGUUAGAGGAGGAGAGGAUGGCGCAUAUGCGGGAGCACAGGGAGACGGAGAGUAUAAUUCGGGUUGGGGACAUUAGUGGGGGUAUGAAGACCGCUGAAGAUGAAGGGAUAAUUAGAAGGGAACUUAGCAAAGUUGAUCCUUCUGCAAUGGUGUUCAGCGAGUCUUGGACGGCGAAAAAGAGUCGAAUUCGGCAUGUAUCGCCCUAUGGUCAUCUUGCAAACUGGGAUUGCGUCUCAGUGAUCGUCAAAAUCGGGGGAGAUCUUCGACAAGAACAACUCGCAGUUCAAUUGAUUCACGAAUUCCAACGAAUAUGGGAAGAAGAGAACUGUCAGUGCUGGGUCCGAUAUUUCCGAAUACUGAUAACUGGUGGCUCGUCUGGUUUGGUAGAAACAAUCACAGAUGCGGUGUCGAUUCACUCUAUCAAAAAGGCAGAAUACGCUCGGCGAAUUGCUGAAGGUCGGUUUGGACAUGUAACGCUGUUUGAUCACUUCAAAUCGACAUACGGCGAUCCCUCAUCAGCAAAGUUCGCUAGAGCUCAACGAAACUUCGCGAAAUCAUUGGCAGGAUAUUCAGUUGUGACAUAUCUACUGCAAAUUAAGGAUCGCCACAACGGGAAUAUCCUGCUAGAUAGAGAUGGGCAUCUCAUACACAUAGAUUUUGGGUUCAUGCUGUCCAAUACGCCAGGUAAUAUCAGGUUUGAAGCCGCACCGUUCAAGUUACCAGCAGAGUACAUCGAAGUGUUGGGCGGUGUUGAUGGUGCACCGUUCCUUGAGUUCCGCAGAUUGUUCAAAGAAGGAUUUGAAGCCGCUAGGAAACACUGCGAUCGAAUCAUUACAAUGGUGGAGUUGAUGCAGAAAGAAUCCACUCUUCCUUGUUUCGCAGCAUUCGGGGACCAAACUGCCGCUCAACUUCGAGACCGUUUCCAACCAGCAUUGACGCAUUCAUUGGUGGGGGAGUUGGUUGAACGAUUGAUUGACACAUCCUUGGGAUCUCACUGGACCAGGCUGUACGAUUCGUACCAAUAUUACUCUCAGUCCAUAUUAUGA